Sphaeroforma arctica JP610 is the source of this 957-nucleotide messenger RNA. RefSeq lists its product as hypothetical. The coding region runs from base 1 to 957 and encodes 318 amino acids. NCBI's taxonomy places the organism in Eukaryota, Ichthyosporea, Ichthyophonida. The record is from RefSeq and is a predicted model, not a curated record. The transcript has 2 exons.
AUGGGCAAUAGCAAUAAAUUCAGCAUUUGGCAUACCAUAUUCUUCGUGGCUGUGGCCCUCCUAAUUCUCAUUCUGUUGGAAACGCGUGAUAGCCUCUCCGUAGGCGAUGAGCUUCUGCGCAAACCAACAGUUGAGGAAUUUCUGACGGUCGUGCAGGAAGAUGUUAUCGACUGUGAUAUAACCCUCGUGAUUCCGAGCCUGCUUUUUGACAUAGUGCUGUUCGGUGAGGACUUGUUUGAGAGUUUCAAGACUCUCACAGUGGUACCUAGGGAGAUAAUCUUUGUAAUUAGUGACAUGGAGAAUCAGAAAGUUGAUCACAAAAAGUUUCUCAGACUGAAGCGUAAAUUUGCGACACUAGAGGGAUACGGAAUUCAGCCCCGCUUCUUAGAAUAUCCUGACAAGAUGUCGCAAUCGAUGGCCAAAAAUAUAGGGGCGGCUUCUGCUAAGGCCUCGGUGAUAAGUAUUUUCGACUGCGACGAUGUACUACACCCGCAGAGGUUCGAAGUUCUGUCUCACAUAUUCACCACACGGCCGAGUGUUAACGCGGUUCUCACCACGUUUUCUUUCACCAACAGUGAGCAAUUAGGCAAUCAUUAUCUCAGCCAGGAUAUGUACAAUAUGUCGGUUGUAGAUAGCAAAGUGUACGAUCCUGACGAUCUGAGACAAAAGAUUCGAACCCAGAUGGACAAGGGACAAUACUACUUUCUGGAACCGAAUUCCAAUACAGUCUACACCUGGUGUUGUGCUUGGUUUUCACCCUCCCUUGUCGCGAAUGGGUGGGUUUCUGUGAGGAGGAGUACCUGGUUGCAAUAUCAGCAGAGAAACGAUAUGCGUGUGGGAGAGGAUAUUGAAUUUGUCACUAGACUUAUAACUGGAAGCGAAAACCUGACGGUGGUGGAUCUCGUACUGGGCCACUACAGAUGGAAAACAGCGCAGGAAGGUAAAGUGAUCAUCUGA